GCCCCGCAGGUUUGGUUGUCACCGCUCGUCCUGGCGAAGAGCAGCGGCGCCGGUGUCCCGAACCUGCACUUGAAUCAAGAGCCAUGUGGUCAGCCGAUGAAAUCGCUGGGCUAUGUUACCUGCAUUAUAGGACCAGACUUCCUAAGCAGGGGAAACCAGAUCCAAACAGGGAAUGGACUUCCCUGGCAGCUGUUGUCAAAGUGGAAUCUGCAGCCCAAAGAGAGGCUCUUGAUAGUCCAGGAAACUUGGAGGUAACUAAGGAAGUUGUUGCUAUGGGAACUGGAACAAAAUGUAUUGGCCAAAAGAAAAUGCGAAAAACUGGAGAUAUUCUGAAUGACAGCCAUGCUGAAAUUUUGGCCAAGAGGAGCUUCCAGAGGUAUCUUCUCCAUCAGUUGUGGCUUGCAGCUUCCCAUCAGCAAUGUAUCUUUAGUCCGGGAACUGAAACUGGGAAAUGGAAACUCAAACCAAAUAUCAUAUUUAUUUUCUUCUCCAGUCAUACCCCAUGUGGAGAUGCUUCUAUUUUUCCAAUCAGUGAACCACAGAACCAGUUUUCUAAGCCAGUGACUGGAGGUCAUGCUGUUGGACAAUCAGCAGAAUGCAGAAGUAACCGUAAUCACUUGUAUCCAGAAGAUAAAAGGAAAUCAGAGAAGAUGGCAAGUAAUCAUACAAUCAAGAGAAUGAAAAGUGAUGAUGCUGAUUGUUUUUCCAUAAUCACUGAAGACCUGGCUGUUCAUGAAUCUGUGAAACAAAAAGACGCAAAUCAAAAGAGCUGUAAAUGUUGUGCAGAGAUGCAAACAACUGAUGAGACUGGCUUAGUGAGACCAAAGGUAGUAGAUGUUCAUAGAACUGGAGCAAAAUGUGUACCUGGAGAGUUGGAUGAUGCCCGAAUACCUGGACUGGGGUACCACUGUGUGGGAUUAUUACGAGUGAAGCCAGGUCGAGGAGACCGAACGUGCUCUAUGUCCUGCAGUGAUAAACUGGCUCGCUGGAACGUGUUAGGGUGUCAAGGAGCUCUUCUGAUGCAUUUUCUGCAGUAUCCAGUGUAUCUGUCUGCAGUUGUAGUGGGGAAGUGUCCGUAUAGCCAAGAAGCUAUGCGGAGAGCAGUUAUUGAAAGGUGUCAGCACAUCUCAUCUUUACCAGAUGGUUUUCUCACUCAGGAGGUUAAGCUGCUGCAAUCAGAUCUUCAAUUUGAACACAGCCAUCAGGCAAUUCAGGAAGUUCAAAGUAACAGCAAAACAAAGCUUGUUCCUUGCAGUGCAGCUAUCAGUUGGAGUGCAGUCCCUGAACAACCUCUGGAUGUCACCUCAGACGGCUUCCGCCAGGGAACAACAAAGAAGGGGAUUGGGAGCCAUCAGAGCAGAUCCAAAAUCUGUAAAGUGGAACUCUUCCAUAAAUUCCAAAAGUUGGUGAUAAGUAUUUCACAAGAAGAUCUACCAGACACUCUACGGAUGAAGACUCUAAAAACCUACUGGGACUACAAGGAAGCUGCAUUAAGUUAUCAAGAAGCCUGGAGAGUGCUGCGUAGCCAAGCUCUGCUGGGUUGGGUCAAGAAUGCCAAGGAAUACCUUCACUUCACAUGAGAAUCCAUGCAACUGUGUGAAUCCAGGAAUAAGCUCUGGUCUACAGCAGAUACCUCUGCAGUUCAAGGGCCAGAAAAAUACGCGCUCUAGUUUAUGUGCUGUAAAGAGACAGGAGUGAAAAGGAAAGCAAUUUAGAGAAUACUUUAUUUUUACUGAGUUGAAUCCCCCUUUUUAUUGAAAUACAGAAAAGGAUCAUUGCUGACUUAAAAUUCUGAGCUGCAUGAAACAAUAUCCCUGCAAAAGGAAAGAAGCAGUGAUGUGCUAUCCUAGUAUCUGAAGAUAUGAUCUACCAGCCAUAGUCCCUGCAGUGAAAGUAAUGUCAUCUGAAAUCGAAGCAGUACCAUGGAAAAGUUUAGUGCUGCUUUUCUCUUCCACUUCUCAUAAUGUUGUGGUUGUUUUUCUGUUGCUGAAACAACCCUAAUGUAUAGUAAGUAAUACUUUCAUAACUCUGAGCUCUUUUUGUCUGGUGACUGGAAGAAUUUUCUGUGUCCCCCAGCCCCAUUGCUUUAGCUAGAAAAACUAGUUCUGUUAAAGUGUCUUUUUUUUCUGUGAAUCUUUCAUAUAUGCUGCUAUUUAUUAAACAUAGCCAUAGAUAUCACCACAGCAGAAGCAAAACCACUGGGGAGGAGUCUGUGUCAAAUAAUACCACUUACGCUAUCUUGUGCAUCUCUAUUUCAGGACUUUGCCAGAUAACCUUUCAUCUGCUUCUGUAGGAAGGAAAGAAAGCUCCUGAAUGACUUGGUUCAAAUUAGCCAGUCCUAUGUAAUUACAGGCAUACAUUUACCUAUUUUUAAGUGUUUCAAGCACUGUCCAUCUCCGUGCCCCCCCUGUGGGAAAUGGUCAAUUAAAAGCAGAAUUGCCUCAGCCAUU
This is a messenger RNA of Pseudopodoces humilis (Tibetan ground-tit), 2450 nucleotides long. RefSeq names its product adenosine deaminase tRNA specific 1 (gene ADAT1). Gene Ontology annotation, molecular function: tRNA-specific adenosine deaminase activity; adenosine deaminase activity; RNA binding. Gene Ontology annotation, biological process: tRNA processing. The record is from RefSeq and is a predicted model, not a curated record. NCBI's taxonomy places the organism in Eukaryota, Metazoa, Chordata, Aves, Passeriformes, Paridae.